Molecule: messenger RNA, 1499 nt
Organism: Lycium ferocissimum
Lineage: Eukaryota; Viridiplantae; Streptophyta; Magnoliopsida; Solanales; Solanaceae
Product: transcription factor MYB60
Exons: 3
Coding region: 198-1055 (285 amino acids)
Biological process (GO): response to auxin
Source: RefSeq, a predicted model, not a curated record
UUCAAGUGAUUUUUAACUCUUUAACAUUAAGUGCCACAAAAGGACACAGAACUUAUGUGUGUCACCCUCUGUCCAGCAAAUUCAACUAUGAAUGAAUUAAAGACCAUCUUCUUUUUCUUACUAUCACCACCCUUUAUUUAAACAGACCAUUUUCAGUUCAAGUGAUCUCUAUACAUCAAAACUUCAACAACAAAAAAAUGGGAAGGCCUCCUUGUUGUGACAAAAUUGGUAUCAAGAAAGGUCCUUGGACUCCUGAAGAAGAUAUCAUUUUGGUCUCUUACAUCCAAGAACAUGGUCCUGGAAAUUGGAGAUCAGUUCCUACUAAUACUGGGUUGAUGAGGUGCAGCAAAAGUUGUAGGCUAAGGUGGACAAAUUACUUGAGGCCUGGAAUCAAAAGGGGUAAUUUCACUCCACAUGAAGAAGGAAUGAUUAUCCAUCUUCAAGCUUUAUUGGGUAACAAAUGGGCAGCCAUAGCUUCAUAUCUUCCACAAAGGACAGAUAAUGACAUCAAAAACUAUUGGAACACUCACCUAAAGAAAAAGCUCAAGAAAUUCCAAACAGAUUUGGGUUCACAUAAUUUGGCUCCUCCUCCAGAUAAUUCUAGCACUAAUAAUUUUGACCAGUUCUCAUGGCAAUUUAGUGACAAUAAACAAGUUUCAAAGUUAUUGAACUCUCCAAAUUCUUCUUCCUCUUCAUUGUAUGCUUCAAGUACAGAGAAUAUUUCAAGACUUCUAGAAGGUUGGAUGAGAUCUUCCCCAAAUCCUUCUAGAAGAAAUACCGAUCAUGAUGAGAUGUUGCAUGAGACACAAAAAAACCAAGAUCAAGAACUUGUUAAGAGUUGUGAAAAUUCUUGGAUUCAAGAUGGAGGAAUUAGCAAUAAUAUUGUAACAAUUCCAAAAGGAAAAUCAACUUGUGAAAGCAGUGGAGUUGUUGCGGAAAAGACAAGUACUAAUAGUACUUCUCCACCUCCAUUCACAUAUCUUGAAAAGUGGCUACUGGAUGAAAAUGCUGGUCAAGUUGAAGAACUCAUGGAACUUCCAAUGAUAUUCACAUAAUAAUAUUUAUUUCUUUAAUUACGACUUAUGACUACUUUUUUUUCUUUUUUCCUUGAGUGGAGUUGUUCGGGGGUUGGUUGGGGGAGGGGGAGAUAUGGCUACUCUUUUAAGAAAGCGUAACAGCUCAUUUGUCUAGCUCCAGCCUCCAUGACAUCAAAAUGGUAUCGAGGCUCAAGUAGUGAUUCAACUAAAGUGACAAGAUGUUAAAAGUGCCUCUUUAAGUGUCAAUAGCAGAAUGUUUUGUCAAUUGGAGAAAGGUUUUUGGUGACAUGACUGUGGACGAAGUCCGAUGUGUGAAUUUUUAAGUUAACAUAGUUAUAAAUUUUAUGUAACUUUUCUAAGAAGGUAAAAUAAGCUCCAUGAUAGCUUUCUCCUCAAAUCAGUCGAGUCUUGUUUAAUUUGUAAAUUAAUUAUUCAAUGUUGAAUGAAGGCAACUUAGUUUUA